CUUGUUUCAUUCGUUGAAUGCACUGCGAAAAACACACGCCGGAUAUUCGAGAAUUAAUGCCCGUGAGGGAGCACAGGUGCGAGAAAUGUCCGAGCCUUAUCUUUGGCAACCUCAGUCACUAUCAACUGCACCUGCGCCGGCGGCACCAGGAGGUUCUCCCACCCUCAGUGAUUGGGCCAAUUGUCGCAUUCCAUUGCCCCGUGGAAAAGUGCAUCUACCAUGUGGCCACCAAGGGAGCCCGCAGCUUCACCAGCUUGCGCUUGCUGCGACAGCACUACCAGAAGAGCCACCUGGACAAGAACUACAAGUGCCUGGCGUGCGGCGGGAAAUUCCUGCUGCAGCACCAUCUGGAGAAGCAUCAGUGCGCAAAACACAAGUGUCCAGUGUGUGAACUGACCUACAACAGCAAGGCUGGCCUCAGGACCCACAUGCGGCGGAAGAACCACUUGGUGCAGCAUGAAUCCGACAAGGUUCCCAUACCCUCGCUGGCCACAUGGAAAAGGCUGAAUCCACAGCCAAUUCCGGUUUCUGCAGAUUCCUUAACUGCCCACAGUUUACAAACAGGCAGUGAUUUACAUCCGUCAGAGGAAUAUAUUAACAACCUGCCUUCCAACUUGGCGGGGGUUACAGAACUAUAUGCUGAAAUACCCAAUCCGGAGGCCAAUAUGCCCUCCACUCUUGAACUUGCCACCGAUUUACCGGCUGAAGAGGAACAUAUUCUUUGUUUCCUGCCCAUUAUGGAUGUGCCCUAUGCGCUAGAGAUGUCAUCCCAGAAACUAGAUAUGGAAACACAAACGGAGGAAGACGAUCUGAAUGAAAUCAGGAACGAAGUGCUGGCGCCCUUGUUGCGCGAUAUAGAAACCCAAACACCCGACACCAGAGGCGACAUAGGAACGAUGACCGAUGAUUUCGCAGAGGAACAGGAGCCUGUUGCGGUCGGAAGCCAUUUCCACGCGUAUCCAGAAACUGAACCUAUGUUUGACUUGCAAACCUCUGCCCACAUGUACACCCAAACCUGCGACGAUUUGUUCGAGGAACUCGGGCUGUCCCACAUCCAAACCCAAACCCACUGGCCAGAUGGUCUGUACAACACGCAGCACACGCAGACCUGCGAUGAAAUAAUGGACGAACUCUUCCCCGACAACUUUCAGUCCACUUGCACGCAAACCAGGUGGCUGGACUGAAAGGAUACUGGAGAAGGCGAAAGCUAGAAUGAGCAGAUCAAAAACUCAUUGUAUUAUAUAUAAUUAUAUAAUUAUUAUUUGUUAAUGUGAAAAUUAA
Drosophila sechellia is the source of this 1281-nucleotide messenger RNA. It is a transcript of the gene Asciz, whose product is annotated as ASCIZ zinc finger protein. Bases 18 to 1184 code for a protein of 388 amino acids. The record is from RefSeq and is a predicted model, not a curated record. Gene Ontology annotation, molecular function: transcription cis-regulatory region binding; DNA-binding transcription factor activity, RNA polymerase II-specific. Gene Ontology annotation, cellular component: nucleus. Gene Ontology annotation, biological process: positive regulation of transcription by RNA polymerase II. NCBI's taxonomy places the organism in Eukaryota, Metazoa, Arthropoda, Insecta, Diptera, Drosophilidae. The transcript has 2 exons.